This is a messenger RNA of Penicillium bovifimosum, 675 nucleotides long. RefSeq lists its product as uncharacterized. The coding region runs from base 1 to 675 and encodes 224 amino acids. The transcript is spliced from 3 exons. Lineage: Eukaryota; Fungi; Ascomycota; Eurotiomycetes; Eurotiales; Aspergillaceae. The record is from RefSeq and is a predicted model, not a curated record.
AUGGAGCCCACCAACCAAGUGAUCAAGGACGACCACAGUCCCAUCAACGAGGGCGACAGGUGGCACACGCAAAUGGCGUUGAUGCCAUCGCUGCCCUUAGAGUCACCGCAGCGCCGUCUGAAUAAGAAAAGAAAGCGUGACUCCGAUGGUUCUCCCUCUCCUUCUUCUUCUCCUUCUCCGAGGCCGGUAAAGAAGCGCAGACUGGCGUUUCCGGACCUGCACGACUUGCUGGUAACCUACCGCGGGUUGCAGAGAUGGGAACGCAGGAUCAACAGAGAUCUUGCGUUCUGCCGAAAGCUGAUCGCCAAGCACCGCAGCGGCAGCAUCUUCCACCCCAAGUACCGUCCGAGUGCCGACGAGCCCCUCUUCCAACGCGUGCGGUCUCCUCUGUGUGAGGAGACGUAUAUAGACGCGUUGGAAGAUACCCGGGUGGAGGCACUGAGACGGGCCAGAGACCGGUGCCUGCAGGACUACCUGAAUGCGGAGGAGGAGUUCCAGCUGGCCCUGUUGGGGGACUCCGGAGAGGUGGAAACUGGAGACCUGCAGUCGUCCCAGAAGGAGGCCAGUGACGGGGCAGAAUACAACGCGGACCACCAGACCCCACCAGAGGGUCCGGCCUCGUUUUGGGGGCAUGUGGAACGAUUCUUCUGGAUGAUGUGGUCCGAGACUGGAUGA